CAGCGUCACUGCCCUUGUAGGCAGGUGGUGGGUAAAGGCUGGCCAGGGUAUGUCUCUGCCAGAUCUCAGUUUCCCCACCAUCUGCUGGAGGCUCCAGUUGCCAGCUGCAUCGUGCUGCUGCAGAGGGAGGCCAGGAGAGGAGUCUGACAUGCCGGAGCAGGGGAAGAGGUGCAGAGGCUGGUCACCAUCUCCCCUGCCAUCAGUCAGGACAGCCGUCUGAGGGAGCUAGGUGUACCUUAGGAACACUACUCUGGCUUGGUUGGGGUACCCAGGCCACCAGUGGGGAAUGGAGGCCACUCCAGAAGCCAGAGAGAGUACCAUGUGGAUUAACCCACCUUCCCACCCCUCUGUCUAUGGGUGCCCCUGCAUGCAAAUCAUAAGGGAUAAUUAUGCCUUAGUUGUCUGCUGAAUCUCCCCCUGGCAUACCUGGCCUGAUUUGUCUCCCCCAAAGAGAGGAGGGGAGGCCCUCACUUGCUGCCCUCCUCCUCAGAUCCUUCCCCCAAGAGACCCAGAACUGACCCGCAGAGUGUUUGCAGGAUUUUAGGGGCUUCAGCCAAGCCCCAGUGACAAGAUGAAGAACAAGUAUCCCAGACAAAGGGAGUGGCUGUGGUUUUGGCCGCUCAGUGAGAAUACCUGUGUACCUCAGCCCCUCUUGUCCAGGUCUCUGGUUUCGAAGCAGUGGAGUUGAACCACAUGUCCACUGUUGGUCCUUAUCCUAGUGGCCAAGGGGAGGGUUAAACUCCCCAGACUUCUCUGAGGACACAGGGUUUGGCUCCAGAAUCCCCCCUCUGGACAGAGAAGCCCCUCGAGAGGGUGAGUCACCUAGAUCCUUCACCCUGCCCCCUGCCCCCUCACUUGCCCUCCUUGUCCACCCUCAGUGGACAGGGCCUGGCUAUUUUUGCACUUCACAUCGGUAUUGCUUGUUCCAGGGUCCCAGGUCGAUCUUGUGUGGAAUUCCACAGCCAAAGCCCAGGACUGACCAAAGCGUAGGCUCCUCUGAUCUUGCCCAGCAUCCCACUGGUCUGCAAGGUGCAGAGUCCGCCAGUCCCGUCCAGCUCACCCUGGUGAACACUUCUGACUGGCUCACGCCACUCCAUCUCCACUUCCUUCUCACUUUCCAAAUUCGCCUCACUCAGCACCCAUGUCUGACCCACAGGUGGAAGGGGGUUGGGGGCAGUCAUUUCUGGGAUGGAGCCCAGGAGAUUGGGUGUCUGAGCUAGGGCACUGGGUGCCCAUAGCCUAUAUCCUGCCAGUGCUGACUAUAAUUAGCAGGCCGGGCGCUGCGGGGUGGGAGUGAGUUCCCGAGCAUAGAGGGCAUGCAAGUGAGACAGCGAGCAAAAGGCUGGUGUCUCCUGAAGGUGACUAAAAGGAUGGGGUCAGGGAGGCAGGGGUGUGGGCAUGGGUACUGGAGAGUCCACACACUUGGCUACGCCGUGUGAGCCCCUCUAGUGCACUGAGUAGCCCAGCUACUCUAGCCUUGGCAUGUUACCUUGGGGUGGUAGUGGGGCGUUGGUGGCGGGAGGACUGACAUUUGGAAGGGCUGGAGACCUGGUUUCGGCGCCCUUCUCUCUUGCAUCUGCUCACCUGCAGCCACCCAGCAAAUCCGGGCCAUGAGCGUCGGGGGCUCGGCACAUCCUCCCUCUGACUUGGAGUGCGCUUCCCCUCCAGUCCAGAAGAACGGCCUCGGGCUCCCCAUGCCCGCCCACAGUUCUCCCUCCUGGCCCCCGUCUCCGGAUGAGGACCCUGCUUUGCCUCGCUUCCCUCUGGAGGAGCCGGGCCCCCGGCCCCCGGGGCCAGGAAAUCUCCCCUCUCCAGCCUUGUCCCUGGAGGAAGAAGAGCAGGAGGAAGUGGAUGAGGACGAUGAAGGCGCGGCGGAGAUCGAGGGCAUUCGCAGCGAGGAGCAUCCGAGCCAGUUUUUCGCCGAGGCGCGGAGGCUGCGGGAGCAGAGGCUGUUGCUAGAUGAGGAGGUGUCGGUGGGCGGGCGAGUGUACGGGGCGCACCGGGUGAUCCUGGCCGCGGUGAGCAGCUUUUUCCGAGAGAGGCUGCGGGCGGGCAGUGGAGGGCCUCGGCCCCCCUUCAGCCUCGCUGUGGCCCCCGGGGGCUGGGAGGCCUUGCUGACCUUUGCCUACGAGGGGGUGCUGGGCCCCGCCCCGCGCGGGGAGGUCGUGGCGGUGGCCGAGGCUCUGGGAGCGCCCCGGGUGAAGGCCGCGGCGCAGCCGAGACGCCAGGGAGCUGGAGACGCAGGGGAGGACGACGAGAAACCCAGUCAGGCGGAGGAGCUGCAGGAGAACCUGCGCAGCAUCGAGCUCCUCUUCCGAGAGGGCAUCGGCUGUGACCUGGAGCUGGAGGCUGGCGGCUGCCGGCUGCAGGUGCACCGAGCAGCCCUGGCCUGUGGCAGUGAGUUCUUCGGGGCCAUGCUCCUGAGUGGGAUGAGAGAAUCCCAGGGCACGGAGGUGUCUCUGCGCACCAUGUCCUCGCAGGACCUGCGACUCCUCGUCUCCUUUGCUUAUUCUGGGGCUGUGCGGGCAAGGUGGCCAGGACUGCUGAGAGCCGCACAGGCUGCCCUGCAGUACCAGAGCUCUUCCUGCCUGGACGUCUGUCAGAAAGCCUUGGCUCGAGGCCUCAGCCCUGCGCGUUGCCUGGCCCUGUACCCCAUGGCCGAAGCCCCUGGACUGGAGCGGCUCUGGAGCAAAGCCCGUCAGUACCUCCUCACCCACCUGCCUGCUGUGGCGUUGUGCCCCACUUUCCCUUCUUUGCCAGCUGCCUGCCUGGCUGAGCUCCUGGAUAGCGAUGAGCUCCACGUGCAGGAAGAGUUUGAAGCCUUUGUGGCUGCACGGUGUUGGCUAGCUGCCAACCCUGAGACCGAAGAAUCCGACGCCAAGGCCCUGCUGCAGUGUGUCCGUUUUGGCCGCAUGUCGACUAGGGAACUUCGGAAGGUGCGGGCAGCGGGGCUACCCUCACCUCUGCCCCCAGACCUGCUGCACCAGGUCAUGGUGGAGGCUGAGGUCCCAGGUCAACAGAGGUGGAGGGAACCUGAUCAAGCACUGGUGGUGAUUGGCGGGGACGGGAUCAGACCAGACAUGGCCCGAAGUCAGCCAUCUCAAAAAGUGUGGUGGGCCCGGGCCUUCCGCUGUGGCAUGGGACUGGUACGGACUGUGGAGUGGGGGCAGCUGCCUGCCUUGCCUGCCCCAGGGCGCUUCAGGCACGGAGCUGCAAGCCUAGAAGGAAGUGAACUCUAUGUGUGUGGGGGACAGGAUUUCUACAGCCACUCCAACACUCUGGCUUCAACUCUCAGGUGGGACCCCAGUCAAGAGGACUGGGAGGAGGUGGCACCUUUGUGCCAGGCCCGGAGCUUUUUCCCCCUGGUGGCUCUGGAUGGACAACUUUAUGCCCUGGGAGGACGAUGCAAUGGUGCUGCCCUCAAUUCCGUGGAGACCUAUAACCCUGAGCUCAAUGUCUGGAGGCCAGCACCUGCGCUUCCAGCACCAUGCUUUGCCCAUGCAGCUGCCAUUUUGGAGGGCCGCUUGUAUCUGAGUGGUGGCUCUAGUGGGAAUGGCCAAUUCCUCGCCUCAUUGCUGCACUAUGACCCCAAACUUGAGAAUCCAGGAACAUUUCUGAGCCCUAUGGGGGUGCCUCGAGCCGCCCAUGUCAUGGCUGCUCUGGGUGGGCGUUUGUAUGUAGCAGGAGGACUAGGAGAGGCUGGGGACCUGCUGAGCUUUGAGGUCUAUGAGCCAAGGACUGAUAGCUGGAGUCACCUAACACCUCUGCCCUCUCCCCACGUCGGGGCUGCAGGUGCUGUGCUGCAAGGGGAGCUACUGGUGCUGGGGGGCUACAGCCACCGUACUUAUGCCCUCUCCCACCUUAUCCAUGCCUAUUGCCCUGGGCUGGGCCGGUGGCUCUGCCUGGGAACUCUGCCGAGGCCUCGGGCCGAGAUGCCUGCCUGCAUCCUGACUCUGCCCACAGUGCAGCACCUGACUUCGACUCCCACCCUGCACCAAACCAAACCUGCUGGGUGAAGGGUGAGCAGCAGUGUGAGGGUGGGAGGAAGGGGAAAGGAAUAGCAUAGGAGAAGGGCAGAGAUUAUGAGAGGAGAAAGAGAGGACUUUGUUCUCCUUAGUAUUUUAUUCUCACAUAGGACUUCACAGCUCAUAAAUUGCUUUUGUACAUUUGAUCUCCACUGAGGAAAAGGUGGUUGCAGAACUCCUGAGGAUGGGAAGACAGCUCGUACCUGGGUGAAGAGAGGAGGCCCAGGAGCGACUACGUAGGGGCUAGGGACUCUUGGUGGGGAGAGUGGACCUGGUAGGGAAGAGAGUCAGGAAGCUCCAGGAGCCAAGGAGUAGGAGCCAUGAGAAGACAGUUGGAGAAAUGAGUUGGACUCAUGAGUCAAGGAGGAAAUGGCGGGAAGGCCGUCCAUGGGUGAGUUUGAGGAGUGUGGGAGGGAGGACUUCAAUUUUCAGCCCUUCUCGUUCCCAGCACCUGCUCCUACCUAUGCUCCUCCCUCUGGACAGUAUUCCUUGUCAGGUAGUUUUGUAGGCCUGCUCUAGGGUUUCCCCAGCCCAGUGACCACAGGCUGCCCUGGGGCACCGCUUGGUUUCUGUCUGAGGCAGAAAUUCCCACCAGGAGCUGGACAGCACAGGGAGCCUGAGAUGCCUCAUGGGCCCUCCAGGGCGAUGAGCUGGGAGUGGUGUGAAGGGGGAAGGCAGGGAGGCAGACUGAGGAGGUGCCCGCGUGGAGAGGGGUGACGUUAGGUUUCAGGGCGUGGGGUGGCUUCUUUCCUUCCCUGCUUCCAGGAGAACUCGGGUAUCAGGAGUGAACAGAGAGGAGUUACAGCAUGAGGUCCCAGGUUGUAAGAGGAGGGAGUGGAGAGAAGCGCGAGAGGCAGAGACGACCCGGAAGUCAUUUCCCCUUUUAGUUCCUCUCCCCCAGUUAUUUUUAACUCUUUUCUUCUAGAUUUUUUUUUUAAAAAGAUUUAUUUAUUUGAAAGGCAGAGUUACAGAGAGGCAGAAGGAGAGGAGAGGAGAGGAGAGGAGAGGAGAGGGGAGGGGAGGGGAGGGGAGGGGAGGGGAGAGGAGAGGAGAGGAGAGAGGAGAGGGGUCAUCCAUCUACUGGUUCAUUCCCUAAAUGGCUGCAGCUGCCGGACCUGGGCAGGGAGGGGAGGGGAGGGGAGGGGAGAGGAGAGGAGAGAGGAGAGGGGUCAUCCAUCUACUGGUUCAUUCCCUAAAUGGCUGCAGCUGCCGGACCUGGGCAGGGAGGGGAGGGGAGGGGAGGGGAGGGGAGAGGAGAAGAGAGGAGAGGAGAGGAGAGGGGAGGGGUCAUCCAUCUACUGGUUCAUUCCCUAAAUGGCUGCAGCUGCCGGACCCGGGCUGAUCUGAAGCCAGGAGCUUUUUCCAGGUCUCCCAUGUGGAUCGGAAGUGGAGCAGCCGGGACUUGAACCAGGCUAGCACUGCAGGCGGCGGCUUUACCAGCUACCCCACGGUGCCAGUCCCCCAAACAAUCCCGACACCAAAUGCCUGUCCCAAGCCCCAAUACAAGUUUUGUGGUGAAUUUAGAGGUAUGGACAAGUUCUAUGAGAGACCAGAGGAGAGUUGUGGACUCUGCCCAGGGUGGGCUUCUGUUAGGGAAGGCACCAUCAAUUGGGUGUAGUUUGAAUUGGAUUUUUUUGAAAAGAAACCUUUUAUUUAAUGAGUACAAAUUUAAUAAGUACAACUUUAGAAAUAUAGUGAUUCUUCCCACCAUACCGGCCCUCCAGCCUCACCUCCUCCUCCUUCUCCCAUUCCCAGUCCCAUUCUCCAUUAAGGAAAAAACAUACAAACAAACAACAACAACAACAAAGAAAAAACAAACAAACAAAAAAAACAAAAAACCCUGUUCCUCCACAGUCAAGACAAGGGUUGUUGAACUGGAUUUUGAAGGCUGCUCAGAAAUUCAGCAUCAGAGGAGGAGGCAUGCAUUCCAGACAGAAAGAAAGAUGUACGUGGGGCUAUGCUGUGCUGUUUCUCCCUGGCAAAAGGGAAGGCAGCAUUGCAAAGGGCUUCACACAACUCUGCUGCUGCUGCCGGCCUGCCCUCUUCUCCAGAGCCCUUCUGAAGACGGGGUGCUCCCACCCCACCACUCCCUACGUCUCGCCUGUCGGCAUUUCCAUUGCUGCUCCCUGGCAAGCUCGGGGCAAAGUGCCAGUGCUUUGUAGAGGUCGAAUUUUUAUUCCUGUUGUUUACUAACAUUUCCAUGCUCCUAAGGGGGUGAUGGAGGCUCCCUUGACCCUUUCUUCAUUCUGGCUGCUGAAGUACUGGAUUUGUGUUUAUUCAUUCUUUUGAGCUUUCAGUUUUUCCUUUUAUAUUUAUUUAAAGGGAACAGAUUUCAUGUAUUUUAUAUAUACAGUUUUAAGAAUGUAAUACUUCCCACCCUCCCUCUUCCUUUCUUCUUUUUCUUUUUCUUUUUUGUGAUGACAUGCUUUCAAUUUACUUUAUAAUCACAAGCUUAAUCUUCCACUAAAUAAAGUCUUCAGCAAGUAGUAAGACCACUGUUCCUCAGGAGUAUAGACAAGGUAAACAGUAAUCAAAUCUCAAGAUGUCAAUUGCAUUCUUUUGUACUCUAUAUAUUAGUUAUCACAAAUCAGAGAAAACACUUUUUUUGGGGGGACUGGCUUAUUUCACUAAACAUAAUGAUCUCUAAUUGCAUCCAUCAUUUUACUAAGGUUUUUAUAUUUCUGUUUAAGUUAGACUAAGCAUGUAAUUAAAAAUGAUGAGGCUCAGUAAGACGAGAUAGGACAGGGAAGACUGAAGAAGAAAGGGAUGGAGGAAAUCGGAAGAGAUGAGAAACUAUAAGGAUUGAAUAGGUGUUUUCUUUGUGGUUUGUACCUAAAGACAGGCUCAAAUAAAGCUUCCACAGAGAUGAAAUCCUUCAUGUCUGAGUUUCUGUACCAUAAAGAACAUUCAAGGUAAAAUCCCCUGGCCUUUGACUUCUGUCUCUGCUGCCUGCUGAGAUCACCCUCCCUCCUUUGUCGUCACAGCCUUCUUAUUAACUCUACUGCUGAUGACCACCUCAUUCUAUUCCAUCUUUCUGCCGGAAUUGACUGAUUUGAAAACUGUCUCUUAACCCUAAAAAUGUUUCUUCCCUUGGCUCCAGAGAUAGGACAUUCUUCUGGAUUGACAGCCUUUUAUUUCUCUAUUCCUAGGGGCUGGCAAAUUAUAGUGUCCUGGGUGGGAGUGGGGGCCCUAUCUGAAAUGGAGCUGAUAGCUAAGGGACCAAAUAUAUGUGGAUGAGGGUAAUCAGUUGCAGAAGAAUCCAGCUUGCAUUAUUUUGUGUUAAAAUUCAGAGUGGAAUAGUGGGGUUAGGAGAGAAGAGUAUGUCUGAUUUGAAGCAGGGUUCCCAAUCAAUGGUUCGUUCUUCAGUGAGAAAGGAUGAUAUUGGAAGGUAGCAGAUUGGAGCCCUACCCAAGUGGAGUGAGAUUCAGCACAGUGUUUCAACCCCAGAAAGAAAGUGGAAUUGGGAGAGAAAGCACAAUCCUCUAUCAACCUUCUUUAUUGGUGAAUUAAAAAAUUUUGAUUUUAUUUAUUUAUUUGUUUGAAAGGCAGACAAAUGCACGCAUAGAGAUAGAAAGAGAACAAGGCCCUAUCUGUUGUUAGUUCACCCUCCAAAUGCUUCUAACAGCUGGGGCUAGGCCAGGCAAAGCCAGGAGUUAGAAACUCAAUCUGGGUCUCCCGUUGAGGUUUCAGGGACACAACUACUUGAUAGUAGGAUAGUGCUAGUACCUGUGUAAAGUGUAUAUAAGGCUUCUUCCUCCAGUGUAUAUAAUGUUUCUUUCACCAUCGUGGAGAAAGACACACGCAGAAAUCACAAAAAUACAAGGCAAAUCAUGAGAAGUGCUAUAUUAGACUAAGGAGCAAAGUGCCAGUGAUGUGGGUGGAGGGAGGGAUCUGAGGCCGCUUCCUGGAGGAGAUGGGCUUUGAAGUGGGAAGGGCAGGCCUCUGAUAAGAAGCUGGGAGGGGAGUGAGCUGGUGGGAAACAGAAAGGCCGCUGGUUUUUACCUGAUUUUGAGAAUAAUUACCUUUAGAUUCACAGUAUGUUUCUGUUUACUAGAAUCACUGCCAACUUUAAAGCGUCACGUGGGUUGUGUUAUACGAAAGAGUUCUCACUCCUUGGUAUACUGGCGCCUCAGAGGAGCCCUUCUGGGCUUCUGAAAGCAGCAGAAGCCAAUCGCCAGAUUACAGGAAGCUCAAGUCUUCUCCCUUCUCAGCCCUCAGACUCAAAAAACCAUGCAUUUGGUCUGUGAUUUCUUUCUUUUUUUUUUUUUAAGAUUUAUUUAUUUACUUGAAAGAGUUACACAGAGAGAGUAGGAGAGGCAGAGAGAGAGAGAGAGGGAGAGAGACAGAGAGGUCUUCCAUCUGCUGGUUCACUCCCCAGAUGGCUGGAGCUGUGCCGAUCCGAAGCCAGGAGCCAGGAGCUUCUUCCAGGUUUCCUACACGGGUGCAGGGGCCCAAGCACGUGGGCCAUCUUCCACUGCUUUCCCAGGCCACAGCAGAGAGCUGGAUUGGAAGAGGAGCAGCUGGGACACAUUAGUAUCACAUGGUGUCUUAGUUUGUGCUGCUAUAAUAAAAUACCUGAGAUAGCAUACUUUAUAAGUAAUAGAAAUGUAUUUCUCACACUUCUGGAGAAGUGCAAGAUCAAGGCUCUGGCAUUUGACAUCUGGUAAGAAAUUUCUCCCUGCAUUUUCACAUUAUGGAAGACAGAAGGGCAAAAAUGGGGGCCUUGCUUAUUUCCUCCAACACUUUUAUUUCCAUUUAGAAAGGCUCAGCCCGCAUGAUUUAAUCACCAUCCAAAGACUCCAUCUCUUAGUAUGCCACAUCUCCACCAAGUUUCUUUCUUUCCUUUUUUUUUUUUUUUUAAAGAAAGAUUUAUUUAUUUAUUUGAAAGUCAGAGUUACACACACACAGAGAAGGAGAGGCUGAGAGAGAGAGAAGUCUUCCAUUCAAGGGUUCACUCUCCAUACGGCCUCAAUGGCCGGAGCUGCGCUGAUCUGAAGCCAGGAGCCAGGAGUUUCUUCUGGGUCUCCCAAGCAGGUGCAAGGGCCCAAGGACUUGGGCCAUCUUCUACUGCUUUCCCAGGCCAUAGCAGAGUGCUGGAUUGGAAGUAGAGCAGCUGUGACUUGAACCAGCAUCCAGAUGAGAUGCUGGCACUGCAGGCUGCGGCUUUACCUGCUACACCACAGCACCGGCCCCUCCACUAAGUUUCAACAUAUGAAUUUUGGGGAAUACAUUCAGUUCAUAGAACCUGGGAGGUUUCAAAAACUAGAUUCCUGGGUCCUACCCUGGUGAUUAUGAUUUAAUUGGUCUGCAGUAUGGCCUGGGCUUUGGAAGUUUUAAAAGAUUUAUAAGUUGUUCCAAUGUGCUGGCCUUGCUGGUCUUAAAGCUCUUUCCCGAUGGAACUAAUGAGAAAAUAAACUCUAGAUCCUCAUAAUCAAUGGGGAAACCACCACAAGUUGGCCUGUUUCCUGUGUCACCAGUCUCUUCAGGUCAGAGUCAUGGGCUGUAUCACGCUGCAGUCAGUGCUGGUCUGCGUGCAGGGUGGUGGUUCCCUAAGGCUAUGUUGUCUAAUGAUGUAACCAUCUUAGUUUGGGUAAGUAUGGAUGUUCAUACGGUGACAUAAUCGCCUAAUGUCACAUUUCUUGUUGAUCAAUACAUACUUAUUGCAUAAUGAUGGAGCUGCUUGCAAAUGCUGUUCCUUCACUGUUGGGGCAAGUAGUUCCUAAGUGAACCACAGAGCCGGAGGCCCACAAGGUGGGACAAUUAUCGAAGGACUAUUCCAAGGUGAGGAGGAUCUGACCUUCCAGAAGAAGUUCCUAUGUGAACGCCUUCCUCUCCUCGCAUCUUUCUCAAUAUGCUCCCCCUGCAAUCACCUUGCACAUUUUUCUCAGGUUUCCCAGGACUCCUGUUUCCAUACCGAGCCUAGACGGCCAGCGGUGGUUUCUAAUGAGGGUGGUACUGCCCUCUAGGGGGUGUUUUGAAAAUUUGUGGAGGCUUUUAAAACUAUCUUGAUCUUCACAAUGAUUAGGACUAUUUGAGGCAUUUGAUGAAUAGGGUCCAAGAUUGUUAUACAUUCAACAACUGUGCAAAGCACUCUCACCUGAUGAGAGCAUUCCUGCAUCUCCAAUGUUGAACGACUUAGUCAUGGGAAAACCACUGUGGGGCUGACAUCAUGGCAUAGUGUUUAAAGCUGCUGCCUAUGACUCUGGCAUCCCACAUGGGCCCCCAUUCAUCUCCUAACUGCUCCACUCCCAGCAGUGGAAGAUGGCCCAAGUGUUUGGACCCCUGCAACCCACAUGGGAGAUCCAUGUGAUGCUUUUGGCUUUGGCCUGGCUCAGCCCUGGUUGUUGCAGCCAUUUGGGAGUGAACUAGUAGAUGGAAGACCUUUCUCUCUCUCUCUCUCUCUCUCUGUAACUCUACCUCUCAAAUAAUAAAUAGGCUGGCACCGUGGCUCAAUAGGCUAAUCCUCCGCCUGCGGUGCUGGCACACUGGGUUCUAGUCCCAGUCGGGGCACCGGAUUCUGUCCCGGUUGGUCCUCUUCCAGUCCAUCUCUCUGCUGUGGCCCGGAAGUGCAGUGGAGGAUGGACCAAGUGCUUGGGUCCUGCACCCACAUGGGAGACCAGGAGAAGCACCUGGCUCCUGCCUUCGGAUCAGCGCGGUGCGCCGGCCGCAGUGUGCCGGCCGUGGCGGCCAUUGGAGGGUGAACCAAAGGCAAAGGAAGACCUUUCUCUUUGUCUCUCUCUCUCUCACUGUCCACUCUGCCUGUCAAAAAAAAAAUAAUAACUCAAAUAAAUCUUAAAAAAGCAAAACAAAACAAGAAACCCAUGGUUCUAACUUCAUUUAAAAUAUGAACGCAAAGCAUUUUAUGCAUAGUUUUAAUGUACAUUGAACUUUCUGGGAAUGCAAGUAUCCUGAAAAUCAUGGAACAAUAUGAACACACAGCAUUUUAUGCGUGUGCAUAAGGAAUAGUCAUACAUUGUUUUGGUUGAAAAUCUGCCAAAAGUUAUUCAGUCAUUUGGAAAAUCUGUUAAGGUUUUUGAAUCACCAUUAUAAAAUGCCUGUAUCACUCUGCGUCCAUAUCCAUAGUUAUUAUACUCAGCCUGAUUCUAUAUAGAGAUAUGUGCACCAAGCAUCUGCAUACCACAUUGUGUCUUCUUGAAUGUUAUGACCAAGAAGUUAUAUAUAUAAACACAUGACAUUUAAUAAUAAGUCACCUUCCUCUACUACUAUUCCUUUAGAUCUCUUUAAGACAUUUUAUUAAUUUUUAAAAUUAUGUGUGUUGAGGUAAGUUACAUAAUUUAUGUAUUGUGUUUUAGGAUAAUAAACAGCAUAAAAAUAUUUGCUACUAAAAAGGGGUUUCUUAGUUUAGGUUGCCAUGCAAAUUACCACAGACAGUGGUUUAAACAACAAACGUUUAUUUCUCAGAGUUCUGGAACCUGGAAGUCCAAGAUCAGGGUGCCAGUGUGAUCUGAUUCUGGUGAGGGCCCUCUUUCCUGUUGCAGACUGACUUUUCAUUGUGUUCUUACACGGCAGAGUGAAUUAGCUUUCUGGCCUCUCCCUGUAAAACCACUGAUCCCAUUCAUGAGGGCUCCACCCUCAUGCCCUCGUUUUAUCUCCCAAAGACCCCACUUACAAAUACCAUCACGUUGGGAUUAGGGUUUCAGUAUCCAGAUUUUGCUGGGUACAUGAAUGAACACGCCAUCUGCUGCAGGAAGUGUGGGGACUGUUGGGGUGGGUGAUCAUGGAGACGUCUAAGGAAGGAAGGUGGGGUCUGGUUCACUUAGUAGAGAAGCCAGGAUGCCCCAGUUGUGAGUUGAAGCUCAGCUACCUGAGACUCAAACCUUCGUCCCUGCGGAAAGCAGUGAUAGUUUCUAGAAGACGGCUAGUGAGUUUCACAUGAGCGACUCAUAGUUCCCCUGCUACUAUCUGUUCAGCUCUCUUCUUCAUGACAUGGUGUCACUGGCCAUCGCCCUGAGCAGCCCAAAAGUCUUAGUUGUGAUUUAUUUCUACUCCUUGGAGACCUGAAGCACUGAUUUUAACAAAGCUGUAUUUCAGGUCUUCAGUCGCAUUCAGGGGAGAGAUGAAAUCAGCAGCCACCACCCGGGGCAGAUGGGUCAGCAGCUCUCCAAAGGUCACCUCUGCCUCCUUCUAACAGUAAGAGCUUCACUCUAGGGGGAGCUGGCCUUAUUACUGUAAUAUGUGACGUUUGCUGGGGCAUGUUUCUGAGCUUCCACCACACAGGUGGUGAUGAGAAUUCCCCCUCUUGUAUGUUCAUUUCUCCCUAAAAUAAGAGAUAGUCAUUCCCCCUUGCUCUGGAAACUACAGCUUUGGAAAUGGUUCCCUAAGGUCUUUUUGUUUGCCGCAAAUAAAUGGCUUUGUGUGACAAUGCCUUUUGGUGUGUUUCUUGAUUAGACUCACCAAGAAGCACGCUCACAGUUCUGUGUGGGUAAGAAGGGAACCAGCAUUAUCAUUCUAAGUGUCACUUGUCUGCUAAAUACGGUUCCAUUCUCAGGGACAGCUCCGUGUGAGCCAUUCAGGAUGGCUCCACACAGGUAACUGGCAGUCCACAGAUCUCUCCUGUCAUCCCCCGGAGACUGGAGGAGGGGAGGGACAUGAGCCCAGUUCACCCUGCUUGAACUAUUUGCCGUCUACACCUGGUGACAGCCCAUUGCUUUGGACUUUCCAUUUCAAGUCUGUAUUCCCGAAUUAAGAAUCUAGAAGCCAAAAAAAAAAAAAAAAAAAAAAAAAAAAAAAAAAAAAAAAAAAAAAAAAAAAGAA
This is a messenger RNA of Oryctolagus cuniculus (rabbit), 12800 nucleotides long. RefSeq names its product kelch like family member 33 (gene KLHL33). The record is from RefSeq and is a predicted model, not a curated record. Gene Ontology annotation, molecular function: protein binding. Lineage: Eukaryota; Metazoa; Chordata; Mammalia; Lagomorpha; Leporidae.